Molecule: messenger RNA, 5959 nt
Organism: Drosophila willistoni
Lineage: Eukaryota; Metazoa; Arthropoda; Insecta; Diptera; Drosophilidae
Gene: gig
Product: tuberin
Exons: 15
Coding region: 169-5706 (1845 amino acids)
Biological process (GO): regulation of cell cycle; negative regulation of TOR signaling; negative regulation of insulin receptor signaling pathway
Cellular component (GO): nucleus; cytoplasm; TSC1-TSC2 complex
Molecular function (GO): GTPase activator activity
Source: RefSeq, a predicted model, not a curated record
AAUUCGCCCCAGAAGAGGAGCGAGGUGCUUAACUAGUUAAGCGAGAAAAUACUAGCUGGGCAAAGAAUAAUAAUAUAAGUGACUAAGUUAAGUGAAUUUAUGUUAAAAUAAGAAACAACGCGUGAAUUUGAUACCCUCAGGACAAGUAGAAAACACACACCACCAACCAUGAGUUCCAAAGAUAAAUCAAAGUUCAAAAUGUUUUUGAAAUCGACAAAGACGGCAGGCAAUGCCGGGGAACGUACCUUGCGUCCGGAAUUCGAGAGAGAACUGCGACCAGAACAGCCAGUGGCUCAACGAUGUAGAAUGCUAAAAGAAUUAGGCGAUAUGCAUCUGCACAAUAUCAAUUUAGAUGAGGCUUCCAUUACCAAGUUGUGGCAUCUAACCAACGAUCUCAUUGUGCAUAAUAAACCGGCUGAGACAAGACAAGUAGCGCUACAUUUCUAUAAGCGCCUCAUCUAUACACAAUACAAAAACUUGACGUUAAUGCGGGAAAAGUUCUUCCUGGUCAUACAAAAUCAUGAGGCGCGUGAAGAUCUGCGGCAUUUGCUGGAACUGCUGGUCACCCUCACUGACAACGGCAAGGAUAUUACCAAUUUUGAGGAAAAAAUUGGUAAAUUCAUGCUGAUGUGGAUACCAGCCAUUACAGAUGCCGAUCUGCUGUGCCCAUAUCUGGAAAUGUUGGUCAAUCUAAUUAAAUUUAAUGCCGCCCAUUUAGAUAAGGAUAUACUCGUGGGCAUUGUACAGAAUGCCUGUGAUUUGAGUUGCACUGUAACCGAUGAUGAUAUUGGCCUACAGUGCCUAACCAUUUUGGAAAUGGUCAUUGGCUAUACAAUAUUCCCCAGCGAACCACUGCCCCAGUGUAUCAUAACACUGUGCCGGACUGUGAAUCAUUCACGUUACUGUCCGGCGUCAUUUAAGAUCAUGAAGAAUUUGUUGGGUACACAACUGGGCUAUCAUUCCAUGAAGAUGAUGUGCAGCAUUCUGAAUGAUCGGGGCCUGUACGAGGAUGCCCAGUUGCUGCGUGGCGCCGUCUUUCAUUUAACCAUGAAUAUCUUUGGCUCGAACAUCAUCUUUCAGGUCUCUCCCAUGAUCUAUGCAACGAAUGUGCUGACAGGAUGUCUUCGUGCCUUGGACAGUCGCCAUGUGAUUGUCACAUAUGAAGUGAUUUUAAGUGUUCGUAUGGUAAUUACAAAAACCAAAUUAUCGGAACUUAUAUGGGACAGAAUCUGUGACAUUAUGUCAGCCAUUGUAAACAACAUUGAGUACUAUGACAUGUCAGGGGUGAAUAAGGAACGACUGCAUCAUUUGGAAUACAAUUUCCAUGAGAAUAUCGAUUGCAUUGAGAAGCUGCUGCAGGACGAGCGUGCUCAGAUAUUGGGCAAUGUGGAUCGGAUUUAUGAUCUAAUUGAACGUGUGGCAGAUCGACGUCCAGAAGCAUCUGUCCUGGCUCUCAUCGAGUAUCGAACAAGUCGGAUAACUGCCACGCGGCCUGAAUGGCUACAGCUAUUAAUCCAAUUUGUUCGUCGCUAUUAUGGCAUGAGCAAUGUGAAUGUUCGGAUAAAGACAAUCAAAUCGCUGGUACGGAUAAUGGAUUUGAAUCGCUCCUGCUACGAAGAGGAAAUUCUUGAUCGCGUUGUCCUACAAUAUUUGGCGCCCAUACACCAGGAGCCGAGUGUUCAGGUGCGUGUGGCUGUUGCCUGCGCUUUGGCCAAUUUCGCCAGCCACUGCGAUACGAAACGGUGUAUGGAUCUAUUGGAUAUCCUCGAAACGAUUAUCAAUCGUCCCUUUGAGCAAAUGUCCACACGCCACAGCGUCGUUGGCGACAAUGUGACUAUGGUGGGCAGUGGAACAGACAUGGCCAUUGGAGGUGCUGCCACGGGAGGCAUUGGUGGUGGCGGACUCGGUGUGAUUAAAAAUGAAUUAGAUAUUGCCGACAUAAUAGCAGCUGUCGAUGGCCUAAUCGAAGUAUUUGGCAUUAAACUGCAUCGCCUUCCUGCCACCCAUGCCAUUAAGAUAUUUAACAUAUUGAUGGAUCAUCUGGAACUUCACUAUGAUCGCCCCAAGAUCUUUGAACAGGCCUCGACUGUGAGAUAUAAAAUUUUCGCCUGGAUGCUGAAGGCUCGAGCCAAUGGUUCCUAUCACAUUGGUUAUCCUGAUGCUGCGAAUAAUGAUGCACUUAAGUUCAGUCAUUAUCUGGGCAUAGAUUCUCCGUUGCCACCGCAAUCGCAGACGACGACAAUUUCAAUAAGACGUUGCUGCAAAUUGAUCAUACGAUCCCUAGACCAUGAUAACGAUUAUCAAGUCUUUCUGCUAGUCAUUAAGGAGCUGCCGAAAAUCCUUCACAACAAGGCUCUCAUCCAGGGCAAUGACAUUGAGGAGCUAGCCAAUACGUUGUUCAAAAUCAAUUCGUAUAGCAAUAACAAAUUCAAACGGCCCACCGAUGAGUUUCAUGCCCUGGUCCUGCCCGCCAUAGCAUCCCUAGUUAUUUAUCAUGAGUGCUUACAGUCGACUCAGCAUAAUACGAUCAUCUCGGUGCUUAAUUCAUACAUUUUGACUGGCAAUGCAAGCAUGUGCAUCAACACAAUGACCAUCCUGAUAUUGGAGACACCAGAGGCUUUGAUGCGCCAACUGCCGGAUGUCCUGCUGCAGAUGAGCAAGAUGUCCGAUACGACAACUGUGGCCAUUCCAGUGCUAGAGUUUCUAUCGUUGUUAAUCCAUUUGUCCAAUCAUCUGUUCACCAACUUCACGCCCAAGCAGAACAUGUACGUUUUCGCCAUUACACUGCCCUAUACUAAGCCCCAUCGGUACGAUCACUACACGGUGUCCCUGGCUCAUCAUGUGAUAGCCGGCUGGUUUCUCAAGUGUAAAUUGGAGUUGCGCAGAAACUGUGUCAGCUAUAUCAAAUCGUCUAUGCAGUCGAAUGCCAAGAUGUUGUCCAAUGAUAUUGUUUCGCUUAACGAGGAUUCAUCGAAUCGCAAACGCAGCACGAGUUUAACCGAACGUGGCAGUCGAAACAAUGCCCCUGCCCGUGGUAAUGACUCAGAGAUGCGUCCAUCGAUGAAUAACAAUUUGCGCAAUUUCCAUGAUGAGUUGGCCGAGACGUGUUAUGAUUUUCUGGCACGGCAUACAUUUUCACCGUGUCCCUCAAUGCCCAAGAGAUUGCCCGCCAUUGAGUAUCUGCUUAAGGAUGGAGUCUCUCAAACAUGGCUUGUGGGACAUAAUCUAGUCACCAUUACUACCUCCGGCUGUGCAUCAGCACCCACACGUAAUGGCUUGUGCGAACGUUGUGCACAAUUGGGCAAAGCUCCAAGCAUUAGCUUGAAUUCAAAGAGUCUCAGCGAUGCCACUGUGCCGCCGCUUUCCCCCGAACGCGAACGCCGCUACACCAAGGUGAGCCUGCAGCACAGUAGCGGCAAUGAGUCGGCGGGAAGCACAGAGUUAACAUCAUCCUCGUCCUCCAAUUCGGCGGCCACCCAGCAUCCUCAUCGACAGAUAUCAAAUAGUUCGACCGCCUCGCUGGAUGCUUUGUCGCGUCGUGGUUCCAAUCCAGAGGCUUUGGCUGGUGGACUAGGUGGGGAAGGGCCCCAUACGGGCAGCAAUACAUCCCUGUUAGGCAACUCUUUGUCGCAAUCAUCGACUAGUAUGAGUCCCUCGGCGGCAUCGAUGGUGGUGCAGCAACCGGUCUGUGUGCGAGCUUGCACAGGAUGGGCUGAGAUUCUGAUUCGACGUCCAACGGGGAAUAUAUCAUGGAUAACCCGCAUACAGAAUCCCAUAACCAAUGAUUGUUUUGGCCAGGACUUGCCCUUUAACAACAUGGUAUCCAUGUUUCUGCCCACAGCCUAUGGGGGAGUAUUUGGGCCGGACAGCACGACACUGCAAGUAGCUCAGCAACCGCCCGUGGAACCGGAGCCAGCUCCAGCUUUAGCAUCGAACACACUGCACAGCCGUAUGGUGGCCAAGGCGCGGGCUCUGCAACGCCAGGAGGAGAUACAUUCAUCGACUGGCAACUCUGGCCCGACAGCGGCCAUUCCAAUACCGCGAGUGGCCUCCAAGCGCGGCAAGGAGGCGGCUCUGUCAGGCAGUGUCAGCGAUGGCGAGGCCGACGACGAUACACUAGCCUUCGAGGAUGCUCAAAGUCGGGCUCGCAAUCCAGUGAGACGUGUGAAUUCCAGCCCAGAGAUGACUUCCAGUUGGCGGCAGACGUUUCUUCAGGCUAAACCCCCACCACUUUCUGGUCAAGAUCUCUCUGGUGGCAGCUCCAAUCCGACCAAAGUGGCAGGCGAAGAGCCUCAGCUGCAGUUGACGCUCAAGAAGAAGAGUGUCCAGUAUAGUACCAAAGAUAUGCGAGUCAGUUGCGAGGCCAUACCAGAGGAGAUAGCUGGCUCCACGCCACCGCAGACCCAGCAGGUGGUUCUACAGCCGGAAAGUGGCAUGAUGUUGCCCCCGAAGCAGCAUUCCGCCGACGAUGUUAGUAGUCAGGUUGUAGCUGGCACUCUUAAGCUGGGCAAGCCACCUUUGUCGCCGGGUCAAGCGCCACCUGCCAUGGCCAAACAGACAUUGACAAAGGUCACCAGUUUUGGUGCCCAGCCACAGCCACAGGCACCACAUGUUCCUCCUCCCGCCCUGGCAAAGUCGAAUAGCAGCGGUAGUAAUGGCGGAGGAGCAGGCGCCGGCAGCUCCAUUGACUACAACAAUGGCAACGGCAACGGGGACAUGAUGCGUGGCCGAUCCAAGACGAUCUCAGUGGUCCGUGAGGUUAACAACGGCAAGGCCCGUCCACCAGCGGCCAGUUUUCGUAGCUUUGGUAGUGGGGCCGCCAAGCCGCCCAUUAAUGCCAAACUCUGCAUGAAUCCCGGCUUCAUGUUGCUCCAGCUGUACAGUGAUUUUCAGCUGGGCGCCGAGAUGCCUCUGAAAUUGGGACCGGAGCAAGCAAGUGCAUUGACUUUGCUGGAUCUGGUUCCACCCUUUGAGACGCACAAAAUCGGUGUCCUAUAUGUGGGUCAGGGUCAGUGCAAUAAUGAGGUGGAAAUUUUGCGAAAUUCUUACGGUUCCACGCGUUACGUGGAGUUUUUGCGCAGCAUUGGCACUCUAGUUAGCCUGAAGGAGUCAGAGCAAAAUAAUCUAUUCAUCGGCCUGGACAAGCAUGGGGCUGAUGGGAAAUUUGCCUACAUUUGGAAGGAUGAUAUACUACAGGUUACUUUUCAUGUGGCCACGUUAAUGCCUACCAAUCUAGUGGAUGAUGCCAACUGCAAUGAGAAGAAGAAACACAUUGGCAAUGAUUUUGUGAAGAUCAUUUACAACGACAGUGGCGAGGAGUGCAGCCUAACCACCAUUUCAGGUCAAUUUAAUUUUGCCUGCGUCAUUGUUGAACCACUGGAGCUAAACUCAAAUCGGAUUUAUGUGAAGGCUCGCUCAGAGAUCAGAAAUUUUGUAUGCCAUCCGGAGCCGCGUAUUGUGUCCGAUCGAAGUGCUCCUCUGUUGGCACGCCAAAUGGCGCUUCAUGCAAAUCUCGCUUCGCUUGUGUAUCAGAGUGUGCAAAAGAAGAAUCCAUAUGCAUCCAAUUGGCUAGAACGAUUACGAAAGAUAAAGCGUUUGCGCUGUCAGAUAAUGGAAAGUCAAGUCUCUAGUCAGCAGCAAAGUAGCUCUGCAAGUGGCAAUGCCGAUAAAGAUGAUCAGCGAGUCGAUUUUACCAAAUUUACAUAGACGAUGACAACAACAACAACAACUCAUGACUUGUUUCUUUUGUUAGAUGUUAUAGAUAUAAUAUUAUAAUUUUUGUUAUUCUCCCAUCUGAAAGUGCAGCAGUCAUCCCAUACAAAAAAAAAAAAAAAAAAACCAUCCAACGCCAUCAAUCGCCUAUAAUUCAAAAUGAAAUAAUCGUCAUUUUAUUAUUAAUGAAUUUGACAAGUUUAUAAAAAUCUGUGAACAUGCAAUAAGAGACGUUUAUACUUAACAA